AUGGCCCGAGCCCCUAUCAAAGCUGUCAUGGACAUACCUACCGUGGCUCAACUUUAUCGAGAAUCAGCUCUCCAAAAAGCUACAUCGCCGCCACCCUCUCCUUCUCUCUUCCAACCUUCAACAUCCAUUAACUCUCGCGUCGGCCUCAUCCGCGGCGAUAUUACGAAGCUCCAACUGGAUGCAAUUGUGAAUGCAGCCAACACGACGCUGCUUGGUGGAGGCGGCGUUGACGGGGCCAUCCACCGUGCUGCUGGGCCCGAACUCCUGUACGAAUGCCGUGGAAUCGGGGGUUGCUCUACAGGAGAUGCCCGCCUGACCAAGGGGUACGAGCUGCCUGCGAAGCAUGUCAUACAUACUGUUGGGCCAAUAUACGAUCGCCGUCAUCCACAGACAAGUGAAAACUUGCUAAGGAGCUGCUAUCAGACAAGCUUGGGUCUGGCGGUAUCUUCAGGCAUCAAAACUCUGGCUUUUAGCGCGAUUAGCACCGGUGUUUAUGGUUAUCCUUCCACAGAUGCCGCACGGGUCGCUUGCGAAACCGUGAGAAAGUUUCUAGACGAUGACGGCGGUGCUCUGGACAGAGUAGUGUUUGUUACUUUUGAGCAGAAGGAUGUGAUUGCAUACAAGGAUGCACUUCCCAAGUAUUUCCCCCCAGAAGAGUGA
This is a messenger RNA of Metarhizium robertsii ARSEF 23, 660 nucleotides long. Its product is annotated as macro domain-containing protein. The record is from RefSeq and is a predicted model, not a curated record. The coding region runs from base 1 to 660 and encodes 219 amino acids. The transcript is spliced from 2 exons. NCBI's taxonomy places the organism in Eukaryota, Fungi, Ascomycota, Sordariomycetes, Hypocreales, Clavicipitaceae.